AUGAGUGACUUUGGUCAAUUGAUUUUACAGGAAGAGGAGCUCAAGGCAUUAAUCAACGCGCUCGAAACUGCGAUUGAUAUCAAACUGGAUCGCGAUGAAUUUAAUCAGCUCCGUGAAUGGUUAGAAAAGCGUUUUAAGGCCCUGUCCACUCGACUACGUGCAACCACUGCUACCGGACCGAUGGACACAACGCAGACGGUUGCAGACGAUGCAGCUGGGCUCCGACGGGGUCUUAUGCAACACUAUCACUGUAUCUCGUGCGACCGUCCGUUACAAGUGGCUGUUAUGCCUGACACAGUAAAACUAUCUUAUAUUUGCCAUUUCCAUGUGAUUCAUUUUCUCCUUGGCAUCCGUUUGCUCAAUUCCUUAGAUCUGGACAAAACAUUUACGAUUUAUACGGACUUGCAAGAAGAUGUGGCGGAACGCACACCACCACGAAUCCUCAAAGACGCGUUAAUCGAUCAAACACCGGUAGAAGGUGGUAAACUGACUGAUCUGGAGUAUGCGGACGACACUGUGCCACCAAGUUAA
Molecule: messenger RNA, 531 nt
Organism: Echinostoma caproni
Lineage: Eukaryota; Metazoa; Platyhelminthes; Trematoda; Plagiorchiida; Echinostomatidae
Source: the annotation of a GenBank genome assembly